AACAAAGAUCUUGGGCAGACACAAAAUGACAUUGUCAAUCAUUCUCGAGUGUCAUACUUGGGGCCUUUUGUCAACUGAAAACUCCAUAUCCAAUAGAAAAUACAAGCUAGGUAUCUGGAGAAUAAUAAGAAAAAAAACCAUUAAAAGUCAAUCUCUAAAAACCUAUAUGUCCAACCUUGAUUGUGCCUUCCAGAAACACAGCCUCUACCUCACUGUAUACUUGUACGUGCUUUUAUCUCUCUGUUUAUGAUUAAAGCAAUGACCUGCAAAGAAGUAUAAGUCCAGCACGUUAAGUAUGUGAUUCUGUGAAGUACUUUGAGAUCUAACCUCCAGAUUCCUUGUCCCUUGAGGGUACGUUGACAUCUGUCUGAUACUAGACUGGUGAAUAGGAAGAAGGUCCCAUCUCUGGCCUGUUUGUGGAAGCUGGGAUGAUGAAGGCCCUGCAGUGGGAACGUGCGGUGUUACAGGGUUGAAGCUCCAGCCCAUGUCUGGUAGUUGUAGAGCAAUUGGAAGGGUUACGUGCAGAGUUCUGGUAAAGAUGGAAGAAUCUCAUUUCAACUCCUCCCCGUACUUCUGGCCAGCAGUGCCCACCGUCUCGGGACAGAUUGAGAACACCAUGUUUAUUAACAAGAUGAAGGAGCAGCUGUUGCCCACAGAGAAGGGCUGCAGCCUGGCUCCCCCCCACUACCCUGCCUUGCUGACAGUACCCACCUCUGUGGCCCUGCCCACUGGUAUCUCCAUGGACUCAGACACCAAGCCGGAGCAGCUGACGCCACACAGCCAAGCCCCUGUGACUCAGAACAUCACCGUGGUACCAGUGCAGUCUGCUGGGCUCAUGACAGCAGGUCCUGGUCUGGUGAUAACUUCCCCAUCAGGUUCCCUAGUGACCACAGCCGCCUCUGCCCAAACCUUUCCCAUCUCAGCUCCCAUGAUUGUCUCUGCGCUACCCCCUGGCUCCCAGGCAGCCCUCCAGGUGGUUCCUGACCUGUCCAAGAAAGGGACAACCACCCUCUCUGAAGGUGGUGGGGGUGGCGGGGGUGGGGGAGUUGCCCCCAAACCGCCUCGGGGCCGGAAGAAGAAACGAUUGCAGGAGUCAGGGCUGCCAGAGAUGAGCGACCCCUUUGUGCUGUCAAACGAGGAUGAUGAGGACCAGCACAAGGAUGGCAAGACAUACAGGUGCCGGAUGUGUUCGCUGACCUUCUACUCCAAGUCGGAGAUGCAGAUCCACUCCAAGUCCCACACGGAGACAAAGCCACACAAGUGUCCUCACUGCUCCAAGAGCUUCGCCAACAGCUCCUACCUGGCCCAGCACAUUCGCAUCCACUCAGGGGCCAAGCCCUACACGUGCAGCUACUGCCAGAAGGCCUUCCGCCAGCUCUCCCACCUGCAGCAGCACACACGGAUCCACUCCAAGCUCCACACAGCGAUUGUCAAGCCGCACAAGUGUCCUCACUGCUCCAAGAGCUUCGCCAACACAUCCUACCUGGCCCAGCACCUCCGCAUCCACUCGGGGGCCAAGCCCUACACCUGCCGCUACUGCCAGAAGGCCUUCCGCCAGCUCUCCCACCUGCAGCAGCACACACGUAUCCACACAGGGGACCGGCCCUACAAAUGUGCUCACCCUGGGUGUGAAAAGGCUUUCACCCAGCUUUCCAACCUGCAGUCCCACAGACGGCAGCACAACAAAGACAAACCUUUCAAGUGCCACAACUGCCACCGUGCAUACACGGAUGCUGCCUCGUUGGAGGUACACCUGGCUACGCACACAGUGAAACACGCCAAGGUCUACACCUGCUCCAUCUGCAGCCGGGCCUACACCUCGGAGACAUACCUGAUGAAGCACAUGCGGAAACACAACAUCCCUGACCCACAGCAGCAGGUGGUUCAGGCGCAAGCCCAAGCCUCUCAGCAGCAGCAGCACUUCCAGCCACAGGGUGGGGGGGCAGCAGGGGGCCCUUCUGGAGACACUAACCAACCCAACCCUCCCCCCCAGUGCUCCUUUGACCUGACUCCUUACAAGACUUCAGAGCAUCACAAGGACAUCUGCCUCACUGUCAGCACCAGCGCCAUCCAAGUGGAGCACCUCUCCAGCUCCUAGAGAGACCUCAACCCAGGGAGCAGAAAGCCUCUUGUGCAUAGCCUGCGCCCAGGGGCACUGCUUGUGCAGCGGCCCUCCUUGUGCAACAGUCUCCGGCCUCUCCUCCUGCAACAGCCGUUUCUGGCCGUGUAACCCUGUUCAUGGUACCCCCUUGAACAACAGCCUGUCUCAAGGGGGUGCUCCUUCUGUGCAACAGCCUGCCUGGUAGGAGGAUGCUUCCUUGUGCAAGAGCCCCUUUCCUGUGCUGGGAUCACUUCCUCAUGCAAAAGCCCCUCCUUUCAAACCCAAAGAAAGGCCCCUGUUUUGCCUUCUCUCUCACUGUAGGAUGUGUAUGAAGGGGGGGUGCCUGUUGAGACAUGCAUGGUGAAUGGGAUGGAGAGAGGGUCCUUGUAUGUACAGGGGCUCGGACACAUGUUUUCAGCAGGCCACAGAAGAAUGUAGAAGGGUUCAUAGCUGGAUGGCGUUCUUUGAGGAUUUCCUCGAGUGUCUAAGAGAGAAAUAUCCAUUCCUGUCCCUCCUGCUUGUGAAAGGGAGGAGGGGUUGCUCGUCCUGCCCCAAGGACUGGAUGGGAGAAAGCUUCUCCCCAGAGGAAGGUGAGACCAGUGUGGGGGGAGAGAUGAGGCAUGUUCUGUGGGCUGGACCAUGCCUACGCUGCCCAAGGGCUGUGGAGUAUUGCACUCUUUCUCCUCCCGUGGUGGAGAGCAAUAGAGAGGAGUGUGUCUGAACUGGCUGCUGCCUCUCUCUCCCAGCUGUCCGAGCAGCAUGGUGGCCAAGGCCCUGUAGGAAGGUGGAUUCCUGCUCAUUGCUCUUCCUGCCCAUUGUGGAUGAUGUCCUAGCAGCUUGUACUCCUCCUCCUCUCCCUCCUGCCUGCCUCCCCACACCCCCCCCCCCUCAGAAAAGCCUGCAGGCAUCAACAACAAACCAAAAAGCAACUGGAGGGAGGGUAAGAGACUGCCAAAAUAAUCAUCACCCAUCUCUCUACUCCCUUUCCUGAAAGGCAGAACGACAGCAGUUCUGACUCUCAUACCCCCGUCCUGGCCCUAGUUCCCAAAGGGGAGGAGGAGGAGGAGGAAUAGCUCAGUCUUUUCAAGGAGCCGGCAGGAGGCAGGGAAAGGCUAGCUUCUCCUGCUCACCUCCCAGCGGAGCGCUCUCCCAGGCUCCCUCUUGCCAAGACGGGCUGGACUCACAUGGCAGUGGUGGCCUCUUCUGGACCCUGGUCAUGGGAGAGAAUCCCCAAAAGGUGGACAGUGGAGAGAAGGGGGUGAAGAUCCCCACAGAGAGACCAAUCUAAUGAGAAGGGGGAGCCAACAAGAAUAAACUGAAGGCCCCUUGAAUUUAUAUAUAUAUAUAUAUAUAUAAAUAUCUAUUCCCCACCCCUGGCCCGCUCUGUCCUUGCUGUAACUGUUUCUAUCUCUGUGUUUAUAAAACGCAUUAUCCUGAUGAAUUUUUAUUUUCAAUCUUUGUUUGUUUUUCCCUUUCUCUUCAUCUUCAAUUCUUCUCCCCCCACACCUUUUUUUUAUAUAUAUAACUGGUCCACAUGACUACUAGUCUUGUGUGUCACUUGUUAGUUCCUUUGGAUCAUGGAGGCUGACUCGGAAGAGAAUGAGAAAGCAAGGGAAAAAAAGCAUGUGUUGUUGGGAUUUAAAAUCAAUCGCCCACCCAGAGCCUACAGAAUCCCAGACUUGUGUAUGAACAACCAAUAGGGGCUUUUUUUAACCAUCUGUAUAGAAAUAAAUUGGUGUAAAAGGCUCCUGGAAGGUGCUGCUGCGAGCAGCCUGCCCCUGUGACGUGUGUUCCUUCCCCCUGUACCAGACCACUGCACGAGCAUCUUGCUGCUGUGUGUCCCAAGUGGGCAGCCUGCCUUUGGGCAGCCUCACUGUUCACACAAGGAAAGUGAGGAGCUCUGUGCUCUGCACCUCUGGAGCCUGUGGCAGAAACCUUUUUCUCUGCAUUUAGUCACCAGGGUUGGCUGCAAGUGGUUGUUUUGCUAGAUCAAUAGGUUUGGCCAGAAGAAGCUGCCUGAUUUGGCUUCUGCAUUUCACAGGUGACAUUUCAACCUGUUCAUCCUGUACCGAGCCCCAAGAACUAAUGUAUAUUUGAAGUAUGUGUUGACAAAUUGCAGUAUCUUGAUUCUGAGGCACUGGGACACAGAGAAUCCCUUCCAUUGGUAGCCUACUGCAGGCUUUGUGUUCUCGCUGUGGAAAUAUUUAAGCCCAGUUUCUCCUUUGGAUCUGUUUGGCUUUGGUUUCCUGUAGCUAGUUCUGGAUACAUCCAUCCCAUGGAUUCAGAGAGCCUUAAAGCACAGUGGGGCUUUUUCCCUUGGACUGGUAUUUAAACACUAUAAUGUCACUUCUCAAUCCACUUUUUAGGCAGGCUAAAUAGAUUAAAUUCCUGAAGUCUUCCACUGUAAGGGAUUUCCUCCUGCCCAUGAAUUAUUCUUGUCUUUUCUUUCUACAUCUUGUCAGAUUUUUUCACUAUCUUGUAAAAAUGUCCCUUUCAGAAUGGGGUGUUCAAGCCCCAGUGCCAUGGCCAGGGCCCCCCUGCCCCUUUGCCUUAAGUCCGCAGAGGAUUAUGUUUUGCCCUUUUCUCGCAGCAUUAUAUGGGAGCUCACAUUAGCUGCUUGUGUGGUGUGAUCCCUGGAUCAUCCAAAGUCUCAUCUUUCUGUUGAUAGCAUUUCCCCCUUUCUACAGGUAUGGUCUGAGUUUUUAUUUCUUAGAUACUUAACAUGAGGCUGUUAACAAAGGCCAGUCUGUGUGAAUGGACCUGGCUUACUGAUGGACCAUGUUACUCGCUGCUCUCCCACUUUUGUCACCUACAAACUGUAUCAGUUGUUUCUUGCUUUCAGAUCCAGGUUGCAAAUGCUAUAUUGCAUCUGACCUACCUUAAUUUGAAAAGCAUCAUUCAGUGCAACUUUUUAUUAGCUUCUUUAUGAGACUUGCAGGCUAGGCAAUUCUUAAUCCUCUUAGUAUGUGAUUAUGUACAGUAAAUCUUUCUGACUUAUGGUGCUAGGUCAAUGCCUUACAAAAAUUUAAGUAUGUUGCACCUAUGCAGUCCCCUUUGUUAAACCAAAUGUGUAAUGAUGUCACCUAAGGAUGAAAUUAGGGUUUGGGGUUUUUUUUUCUAUACAAAAUCUAUAUUUCAUAAAACCUUUGGGUCAAAGGUUUUCUUUUUCAUUCAUUAAUUCUUCAUCUCAACAGCUUUUCAGUAAGUUUGACAUGGAGUCAUUUCAUUUGCCUUUUGGGAGCGUUGUCAUGAUUGUCUGAAGGUGUUUCUCUAAUAUCCCAAAUUUAAUUAAAAUCAGAACCAAUGGGCUAGAGAGCUUGCUAGUGAUCUCUUUUAGGAUUCCUGUUUCUUUGCUGACUUAAAAAUAUGCAUCCCUAGUAGAUGCUGUCUGAUCUCCUACUUUGAUACUAAGGUACUGGAUAGAAGUUGCUGUUUUCAUGUGACUGCCACAUCCUGUUUCUUUCUGAAUAUGGAACUGGAAGUGUUUGUUGACCAGAUUUCUCCUGUUAAGUGUCACUAGCAUUUUUAUUCAGCAUGGCUCAGUACGAUUAGUAAGAUUUCUUUGUUUAUUUUUUAUUUAAAAAAUAAUUGAAAGAUCCAGAAUCCCUUUGCUAUUACCAGUGGGUUUCCUAGCCACAAAGCUUUCCUUGAACAGUUUUCUUUAUUCUCAUAAUGGCUUAUUUCUGUCGGGUACUGUCUUGGGCUUCUCUUUUUCCAUCUAUUACGUUU
Molecule: messenger RNA, 5830 nt
Organism: Melopsittacus undulatus (budgerigar)
Lineage: Eukaryota; Metazoa; Chordata; Aves; Psittaciformes; Psittaculidae
Gene: ZNF384
Product: zinc finger protein 384
Exons: 10
Coding region: 485-2098 (537 amino acids)
Biological process (GO): regulation of transcription by RNA polymerase II
Cellular component (GO): nucleus; nucleoplasm; PcG protein complex
Molecular function (GO): DNA-binding transcription repressor activity, RNA polymerase II-specific; RNA polymerase II cis-regulatory region sequence-specific DNA binding
Source: RefSeq, a predicted model, not a curated record